Alligator mississippiensis (American alligator) is the source of this 5107-nucleotide messenger RNA. Its product is annotated as zinc finger protein 850. Gene Ontology annotation, molecular function: DNA-binding transcription repressor activity, RNA polymerase II-specific. Gene Ontology annotation, biological process: negative regulation of transcription by RNA polymerase II. The record is from RefSeq and is a predicted model, not a curated record. The transcript has 7 exons. NCBI's taxonomy places the organism in Eukaryota, Metazoa, Chordata, Crocodylia, Alligatoridae.
GCUGGCUGUGAGGCAGGGAGGGCGGGGAUCCCCGCGGCGGCCCCACCCACUCGGCACCUCGGAGACCCCCGGCGCACCGGGCUUCCAGGCGCGGGCGCCGGCGGGAGGCGGAGGGCGGGGGUCGGCAGGAGCGGGCCCGGCGCUGGCUGCAGCGCGCCCGGGCGGAGGACAGUGUCCCGGGACAGCGCUGAUGUGGCCGGCCGGCAGCGCGCCGCGCCGUGCCGUGCCGUGCCGUGCCCCUGGGGACGCUCCCCGGCCGGCGCGCCCGGGCCCGGCUCCCCGUGACCGCGUGUCUGGUCCCCAGGUGGCGGUGAGCGCGGCGUCCGGGACGUGUCCCCACACGACAUGCGGCCCCGGGGCGCGCUGCGCCAGCCUGCCCGCUCCUGCCCGCAGCAGCCAGAGGCCCGCGGGGCGGCCAGGCCGGCGGAGGAGCGGGCACGGAGGGGAAGGGCAGGGCCGGGGGGCGAGCCCCGCCGUGUGCCCGGAGAGCAGCCCCCGCCCCCCCGGGAGCCAGGUGCUGGCACCCUGAGCAGAGCGGAGCAGCAGCCUCCCGAGGAGGGGCCUGUAAUUCUGGAUCUGCAGAGGACUUCCCCAGGGAGACUGGAGGAGAGGAGUUCCCUGACACCUGAGCCGGGCCAAGUGCAGAGGGGGCAGGGCAGGCCUCCAGAGCAGGGGGAGAGCUUGGAGCUCCAGGAGGUGUUUGAGGACGUGGCCGUGUAUUUCACACGGAAGGAGUGGGAGCUGCUGGAUGAUGACGACAAGGUGCUUUACCGGGACCAGAUGCUGAAGAAUUUCCAAGCCCUCGUUUCCCUGGGAUAUCCAGGUUCCACACCUGACUUAAUCUGCAGUAUCCAGCAAGGACAAGUGGAUCUCUGGGUCUGUGAUGAUGAGGACUGUUGGGAAAUCUCAGGAUCUGUGGGGAAAUCUCAGGAUGAUGAGGACCUGCUGCCAGAAGGUGCAUGGCAGCUGUGCAGAGCUAAGGAGCAGCCUCCUGCGGGAGGGCCUGCAGACCUGGAGCCAGCACGGACUUCCCUAGGGAGUUUGGGCAAGAUGGACUCCCUGAGACCUGAGAAGAAGCCAUGGCACAAGAGUCAGGGGAGGCCCCGAAAGUGGAAGGAGAACAGAGCGGUGAACCAGCACCAGUACUUCCACCUGGGCAGGAAGACACACCACUGCACUGAGUGCAAGAAGAACUUCAUCAGCCAGCAAGACCUGUCCCAGCACCAGUGUGUGCAGAUGGGGGAGCAGCCACACCGCUGCACCAAGCGUGUGAAGAGGUUCAGGCAUUCCUCCAACCUCGUCAGGCACUCGUGCAUGCACACAAGGGAGAGGUCACAUCAGUGCUCAGAGUGUAGGAAAAGCUUCACUCAUUUUACCAGGUUGGCUCAGCACCAGCGUAUUCACACAGGGGAGAAGCCACAUCGGUGCUUAGAGUGUAGGAAGAGCUUCACCCUGUCCUCCGACCUGGCCAAACACCGACUCAUUCACAUGGUGGAAAAGCCACAUCAGUGCUUGGAGUGUGGGAAGAGCUUUAUUUACUCCUCCAGGCUGGCUGAGCACCAGCGUAUUCACACAAAGGAGAAGCCGUAUCGCUGUGCAGAGUGUGGGAAGAGCUUUGCUUAUUCCUCCGGGCUGGCUCAGCACAAGCAUAUCCACAAAGGGGUGAAGCCACAUCAGUGCUCGGAGUGUGAGAAGAGCUUCGCUUACUCCUCCAGACUGGCUGAGCAUCAGCGCAUCCACACAGGGGAGAAGCCAUAUCAAUGCUCAGAGUGUGGGAAGAGCUUCACUCGGUCCUCCAGGCUGGCCUGGCACCAGCGCAUCCACAGAGGGGAAAAGCCACAUCGAUGUUUGGAGUGUGGAAAGAGCUUCACUUACUCCUCCAGACUGGCUGAGCAUCAGCGUACCCACACAGGGGAGAAGCCACAUCAGUGCUCUGAGUGUGGGAAGAGCUUUACCUGCUCCUCCACGUUGGUGCAGCACCAGCUAAUUCACACAGGGGAGAAGCCACAUCGAUGCUUGGAGUGUGGGAAAAACUUCACCUGGUCCUCCAGCCUGGCCCGGCACCAACUCAUCCACACAGAAAAGAAGCCACAUCAGUGCUCCGAGUGUGGGAAGAGCUUUACUGUCUCCUCCAGCCUGGCUCAGCACCAACGUAUCCACACAGGGGAGAAGCCACAUCGAUGCUUGCAGUGUGGGAAGAGCUUCAACCAGUCCUCCGACCUGGCCAAACAUCGACUCAUCCACAUGGUGGAAAAACCACAUCAAUGCUUGGAGUGUGGGAAGAGCUUCACUCAGUCCUACAGGCUGGCUGAGCACCAACGUAUCCACACAGGGGAGAAACCGUAUCAGUGCUCGGAGUGUGGGAAGAGCUUCACCCGAUCCUCCAGCCUGGCUCAGCACCAGCGUAUCCACACAGGGGUGAAGCCACACCCAUGCUCAAAGUGUGGGAAGAGCUUCAUUCACUCCUCCAGCCUGGCUCAGCACCAGCGUAUCCACACAGGAGAAAAGCUACAUGGAUGCUCAGAGUGUGGGAAAAGCUUCACCUGCGUCUCCAGCUUGACCCAGCACCAGCUCAUCCACACAGGGAAGAAGCCACAUCAGUGCUCGGAGUGUGGGAAGAGCUUCACUCAUUCCUCCCACCUGGCUCAGCACCAGCGCAUCCACACAGGGGAGAAGCCACAUCAGUGCUCAGAGUGCGGGAAGAGUUUCGCUCGUUCCUCCCACCUGGCUCAGCACCAGCGCAUCCACACAGGGGAGAAGCCACAUCAGUGCUCGGAGUGCGGGAAGAGCUUCGCUCAUUCCUCCAGCCUGGCUCAGCACCAUCGUAUCCACACAGGGGAGAAGCCAUAUCAGUGCUCAGUGUGUGGGAACAGCUUCACUCGAUCCUCCAGCCUGGCUCAGCACCAGCGCAUCCACACAGGGGAGAAGCCUUAUCAGUGCUCAGAGUGUGGGAAGAGCUUCACCUGCUUCUCCAGCUUGACCCAGCACCAGCUGAUCCACACAGGGGAGAAGCCAUAUCAGUGCUCGGAGUGUGGGAAGAGCUUCACUCAUUCCUCCCACCUGGCUCAGCACCAGCGUAUCCACACAGGGGAGAAGCCACAUCAGUGCUCAGAGUGCGGAAAGAGCUUCACUCAUUCCUCCAGCCUGGCUCGGCACCAGCGUAUCCACACAGGGGAGAAGCCAUAUCAGUGCUCUGUGUGUGGGAAGAGCUUCACCCGAUCCUCGCACCUGACCCAGCACCAGCGCAUCCACACAGGGGAGAAGCCACAUCAGUGCUCAGGGUGUGGGAAGUGCUUCCUCCACUCCUCCAAACUGGCCUUGCACCAGCACUGCUGCAUGCAUGCGAGGGAGAAGCCACAUCAGUGCUCAGAGUGUGGGAAGAGCUACACCCAGUCCGCCAACCUGGCUCAGCACCAGCGUAUCCACACAGGGGAGAAACUACAUCAGUGCUUGGAGUGUGGGAAGAGCUUCACUCACUUCUCCCACCUGGCUCGGCAUCAGCGUAUCCACACAGGGGAGAAACCACAUCAGUGCUUAGAUUGUGGCAAGAGCUUCACUCAGUCCUCCAGCCUGGCUCAGCAUCAGCAAAUCCACACAGGGGAGAAGCCGUAUCUGUGCUCAGACUGUGGGAAGAGCUUCACCAGAUCCUCCGGCCUGGCUCAGCAUCAGCGAAUCCACACAGGGGAGAAGCCGUAUCUGUGCUCAGACUGUGGGAAGAGCUUCACCCGAUCCUCUGGCCUGGCUCAGCACCAGCGUAUCCACACAGGGGAGAAGCCACAUCAGUGCUCAUAGUGUGGGAAGAGCUUCACUCAUUCCUCCAGCCUGGCUCAGCACCAGCGCAUCCACACAAAGGAGGAGCCACAUCAGUGCUUGGAGUGUGGGAAGAGCUUCGCACACUCCUCCAGCUUGGCUCACCACCAGUGUAUCCACACAAGGGACAAGCUACAUCAAUGCUCAGAGUGUGGGAAGAUCUUCACUCGAUCCUGCUACUUGGCUCAGCAACAGCUGAUCCACACAGGGGAGAAGCCACAUCAGUGCUCAGAGUGCGGCAAGAGCUUCACUCAUUCCUCCAGGCUGGCUCAGCACAAGCGUACCCACACAGGGGAUAAGCCACAUCUGUGCUCAGAGUGUGGGAAGAGCUUCACUUACUCAUCUGGCCUGGCUUGGCACCAGCGUAUCCACACAGGGGAGAAGCCACAUCAGUGCUCGGAGUGCGGCAAGAGCUUCACUCAUUCCUCCAGUCUGGCUCGGCCCCAGCAUAUCCACACGGGACAAGCUACAUCUAUGCUCAGAGUGUGGGAAGACCUUCACCUGCUUCUCCAGCUUGACCCAGCACCAGCUCAUCCACACCGAGCAGAAGCCACAUCUGUGCUCAGAGUGUGGGAAGAGCUUCACUCAUUCCUCCAGCCUGGCUUGGCACCGGCGUAUCCACACAGGGCAGAAGCCACAUCAGUGCCUGGAGUGUGGGAAGAGCUUCAUCUGAUCCUCCCACCUGACCCAGCACCAGCUCAUUCACAGAGACAAGAAACCACAUCCGUGGUCGGAGUGGUAGGAAAUGCUUCCUCUGCUCCUCCAAACUGGCCUUGCACCAGUGCAUCCCUAUCUGUGUGCGUCCAUAAUUCUGCCAGCAAGAAGGGUUUGGGGAUGUAUACCUGCGCAGCACUCACCUGUGUCUACAUACAGGGAAGCAUUCUCACGUUGGUGCAGCGCAGCAACAAUUGACCUUUCAUUCAGCUUUUCUAGGGCAAUGCAGAACCCAAACAACAGAGAGGCUGACCUCCCAGGUUUGCUGAGGGGCAGCGGUUAAAUGGAAACACCACAGGCAGAGGGCAGCCCUGAUGGUCGGGGAACCUGUGAAGAGAUGAUCUUCACAUCAGCCUUGGAGCCUGUGGCAUCCCCAUCUUACUCUAAAAGCAGCCAGUGCUCCCAGGGGGAGAAGAAUUACCUUCACAAUAGGAUGCUGUGUGGGCCCGGAGCAGUCCGAGGCCUUCGGGGGCGCGCGGUAGGCUGUUGCCAGCAGCCCUGACACAUGGGUUGGGGAAAGCAGGCACAACGAACUAGAAUUAGGCACAGACGCGUAGCAGUUGAUUAAAGAUUAUUUUACUUA